Molecule: messenger RNA, 1116 nt
Organism: Paraglomus occultum
Lineage: Eukaryota; Fungi; Glomeromycota; Glomeromycetes; Paraglomerales; Paraglomeraceae
Source: the annotation of a GenBank genome assembly
AUGUCGGUUAGCGGAUUUAGAACAACGACACCACUGUUUCCGGCGCCAGCUCCUCGGAGAAAGUAUCCCUUGGAAAUUAAGGCUGGAAGAUUAUUUCGCGAUGGAGAGACGAAUUUGGUUAAACCUGACGAUAAGAAAGGAUUGGUAUACAUGGAUCAGGGAGAUGAUGGAUUGAUGCACUUUUACUGGAAGGAUCGGAAAACUGGAACUGUUGAAUUGGUAACCAUAUUGGCCAUUAUCACCAUACGCAACGUUGAAUUCGCAUCUGCUUAUUAUUUUUAUUUGCCAAACAUCGACAUGUCCAGGAUCUCAUCGUCAUUCCUGGGGAAUGCGAGUUCGUCCGAGUGCCACAAUGAGAACUACUUUUUCUGGGCUCAGAACGCGAAAGAUGACAAGGACGAGGAAAAUCUUGCCAAAGUAAACCGAUUAAUUAACGAUCCACAAAGUGCGCUGGCGGAGAAUAGACAGCAAAGUAGUGGCAGCAGCUCUAUGCCGGGUACAUUUCGUCCAAUGGACGAUUUUUCCAGUCUGGGAAUGGACCAAGAUCAGUUGUUUCAAAUCUUACAGCAGCAUGGUGCCUUUGGAGGAUUAAAUAUUCCUGCGACAACACCAGCAACAGAACCGCAAUCUUCAACAAACAUUUUACCCGAAGAGCAUUUAACAACGCCCGCUUCCGAACAAGCGGGCAUGACAUCUGAACAAUUAGGCAGUCUCAGAAACAUUUUGUCUAGAAUACAAGUUCCGGAUUUGAAUUUGGCAGACAUUCUUACGCCAUCCGCGAUUGAGCCAUUAUUGAAUAACCCAGAAAUAGCAGCAGCAUUAUUCCCAGAAAUUCCCCAAAACAUUGAAAGAACACCAGAGGAGUUACGAGAAGUCAUGCGAAGCCCGCAGUUCCAUCAAGCUUUACAGACGCUCAGUGUUGCCUUGCAAUCAGGAGAAUUAGGACCAUUAUUGUCACAACUUGGUCUGGAUCCGUCUGCUGGUAAUGGUGUGGAAGCAUUUCUUCGUGCUAUUCAAGAACAAGUGCAAGGUCAGCAAGGUGAAGGAAGUGAGCGGUCACGGGAUAACAAUACAGACCAAGAUUAUCCGGAAACCGAUAGAAUGGAUGAAGAUUAG